CAUGGCCGUCGGAUUGGAGCCGCUACGAACUUAGCGUAAAUAUAGCGAGAGACAGCGAGCGCGCGCAGGGGAGGACAAAGUGAAUUCAUCUUGUUCUUCGUAUUCUUGGCUAAUUUUCAGCAGGAAAAACUCUCUGAAGACCUUGAAUUGUAGUUGGGAGAAGGCGCGGAUAAGGGGGAGAUCGGCCAUGGGACAAGUAUUUCGGAAGCUCUUUGACACCUUCUUCGGGAACAAAGAAAUGAGGGUUGUGAUGCUUGGACUGGAUGCAGCGGGUAAGACAACUAUAUUGUAUAAGUUGCACAUUGGAGAAGUUCUAUCUACAGUUCCAACAAUUGGUUUCAAUGUCGAGAAAGUUCAGUAUAAAAAUGUGAUUUUCACAGUCUGGGAUGUUGGUGGGCAACAGAAAUUGAGGCCCUUGUGGAGGCAUUACUUCAACAAUACUGAUGGAUUGAUCUAUGUGGUUGAUUCUUUGGACAGAGAAAGAAUUGGACAAGCCAAAGCCGAGUUUCAGGCAGUUAUCAAUGACCCCUUGAUGCUCAAUUCUGUCAUACUAGUAUUUGCUAACAAGCAGGACAUGAAAGGCGCAAUGACUCCAAUGGAGGUCUGUGAGGGCCUAGGCCUCUAUGACCUUAAAAAUCGAAUAUGGCACAUUCAAGGAACAUGUGCCCUUAAAGGUGAUGGCCUUUACGAGGGUUUGGACUGGCUGGCAAGUACACUGAAGGAACUACAAGCUUCUGGACGCCCAACUUCCAUUGGCACUUCAACAUUCUGAUAGCAAAAUUAAAGAAUCUCUGAGAUCUUCAGGCACGCGAUAUGCUCCCAUGGAUGAGGUCGCAUGUUUGAGGUUUUUGUGUAUGGAGUGUGUAAAUUACUUAAAAAAAGAAAUGGAAUUUUGUUUAUUAUCACUAAUAUUUUAUGAGGGUUUUUUUUUAAAAAUCUUUUUGUGUAAAUAGACUAAUUGUUUUGGGAUUUAUUAAAUUCUGAAGUUGAUUUU
Dendrobium catenatum is the source of this 994-nucleotide messenger RNA. Its product is annotated as ADP-ribosylation factor. Gene Ontology annotation, molecular function: GTPase activity; GTP binding. Bases 188 to 772 code for a protein of 194 amino acids. The transcript has 7 exons. NCBI's taxonomy places the organism in Eukaryota, Viridiplantae, Streptophyta, Magnoliopsida, Asparagales, Orchidaceae. Gene Ontology annotation, cellular component: cytoplasm. The record is from RefSeq and is a predicted model, not a curated record. Gene Ontology annotation, biological process: vesicle-mediated transport; intracellular protein transport.